Aspergillus tanneri is the source of this 498-nucleotide messenger RNA. Its product is annotated as endosulfine family protein. The coding region runs from base 1 to 498 and encodes 165 amino acids. The record is from RefSeq and is a predicted model, not a curated record. The transcript has 3 exons. NCBI's taxonomy places the organism in Eukaryota, Fungi, Ascomycota, Eurotiomycetes, Eurotiales, Aspergillaceae. Gene Ontology annotation, cellular component: cytoplasm. Gene Ontology annotation, molecular function: protein phosphatase inhibitor activity.
AUGAAUCCUCACCAGCAGAAUAAGGUCGAUAUCAGCUCGUUGAGCCCCGAUGAGCAGCGGCUUUUGCGUUUGUAUGGCAAAAUGCCCAACAAAAAAGACCUCCUGCAGAAUAAACUGAAGGAGCGCAAGUACUUCGACUCGGGCGAUUAUGCCCUGAGCAAAGCGGGUAAAGCUUCAGAUGUGGGAGUGACCAACAUCGGCUCGCAACACCCUGUCCCCGAGAACAUCCCUCAUCUGACUGCCACGUCCUCCGGAGCCAAUAACCCCGGCGCCGCCAACAAUGGUACCAGCACCAACUCGCAAGGACAGCAGAUCCCUGGCAGCAUUAGCGGCCAUCACGGCUCGAUCGGAUUCCAAAGCCGGAGUCCUGUAAAGGAGGGGAGCUAUCUGCAACGGGAAACGAGUGCAGAUGAGUCUAUCGAUGACAAGGACAAGGAUAAAAAAGACCUUAGCGUCAGCCCUCCUCCCACUCAAGGUGGCGUCCCCAUUCGGCAAUAG